GUAUAUAAAGUCAUAGUAAGGUCUGCAGGCCAGAGACCGUAGCGAUUCUGAGGUUUGGAAAGAAGGUAGAGUCCCAAGUCCCCCACUGUUCCUCUUGUUUCGCCGUUCACAUUUGCUUGGACUUCGGUCUCGUUUUUUGCCUUUUCGAAGAUUGAACAGUGGUGUGCAGAACUCGGUACCAUCGAAUCUCUAUCAUCUCCCAAUAAUAUGGCGCGGACGAGGUCGAUACUUGCACUGGCAGCCUGCCUACCCUCCGCAUUUGCGCUCCCACACAAUACACCCAUAGACCUCAGAAGCCCUGCACCACAGAGAAGAGCAGAUUUGCCGUCCGCUGAAGAACGCACGCAAGCCGUCGUUGAUGUAUUCCGAAGGUCCUGGGAAGGAUACACCGAGUACGCGUUUCCUAAUGAUGAGUUGAAGCCGGUCACCAACGGUUUCAGUAACUCGAGGAAUAAAUGGGGUGCCUCUGCCGUGGACGCUCUCAGCACAGCCCUGGUGAUGGGCCAAAAAGACAUAGUCAACGAAAUCAUCGAGUACAUCCCCACAAUUGACUACUUCGAGACGCCAACCGAGGUUUCCUUAUUCGAGACCACGAUUCGAUACCUGGGAGGCAUGCUUUCCGGAUACGACUUCCUGAACGGUCCACUUGCUGAUCUUGCUGAUAACAAGACCAAUGUUGAACAGCUGCUCAAACAAUCCGAGAACCUGGCUAACGCAAUGUCUUUCGCAUUCGACACUCCAUCCGGAGUGCCGUACAAUGGACUCAACUUCGAGGACCGCACGACGGAUGGAGGCCCGAAUGGACUCGCGACGACGGGUACGCUCGUGUUGGAAUGGGUUCGUUUGAGUGAUUUGAGCGGGAACAAAACAUACGCAGCGCUCACGGAGAAGGCAGAGUCAUAUCUGCUUUCACCAAAGCCUGCCACUUCGGAACCCUGGCCUGGCCUGGUCGGUACCAACAUCGAUCCGGAAACUGGGGAGUUUCUCGAUGCCUCCGGAGGCUGGGUCGGCGGCACCGAUUCUUUCUACGAGUAUCUUAUCAAGAUGUACGUGUACGAUCCGGAGCGAUAUGCGGAGUAUAAAGACCGCUGGGUGCUGGCUGCCGACUCCACCAUCGAGCAUCUCACAUCGCACCCAGCGUCUCGGCCAGACCUCACAUUCGUGGCAAUGUACAAUGGCAAAAACCUUCGUCUUAUCUCCCAGCAUUUAGCGUGUUUCGAUGGCGGGAAUUUCAUCCUUGGUGGAACCGUGCUAGGCGAGCAGAGAUACAUAGACUAUGGGUUAGAGCUCGUAGAAGGCUGCCACGAGACGUACACAGCAACUGCCACGGGAAUUGGACCAGAAACUUUCGCGUGGGAUGAGAAGAAUGUGCCGAGCGACCAGUCUACCUUCUACAACGAGAGCGGAUUCUACAUUACCGACGCUGGCUACCAGCUACGCCCCGAAGUCAUAGAGUCGUGGUACUACGCAUACCGGGUGACUGGGGACCCCAAAUACCAGGAAUGGGCGUGGGACGCAUUCAAUGACAUAAUCGACACGACGGAGGUGGGUUCAGGAUACUCGUCUAUUCGGGACGUGAAUGCGGAAGACGGUGGAGGUUUUACGGAUUUCCAGGAAUCAUUCUGGUUCGCCGAGGUGCUGAAGUACAGUUAUCUGAUCCAUGCCCCCGAGGCAGAAUGGCAGGUUGGGAAAGACGGGAAGAAUGCGUGGGUGUUCAACACCGAAGCACAUCCGUUCCAGGUUUUCGAUGGAAGUAAGUAG
Messenger RNA from Periconia digitata, 1761 nucleotides. The record is from the annotation of a GenBank genome assembly. Lineage: Eukaryota; Fungi; Ascomycota; Dothideomycetes; Pleosporales; Periconiaceae.